AUGUAUCUGUCUAAGGAUCAGACCAACAAAACCAAUGUUACUUGCAUAAGGAAUAGAAAAGAUGUUAUAUAUAACUUCAAAGUCUCCUUUUUCGCUAUGGGCCAACUGCCCAAUUUCCCAUGGAAUGUAAGUAGCGAGGCUGCUUGCAUGUUGUACUAUGUACUGUCUGUAGGGUCUGCAUCGUAAAUUGAAUGUCAUAAUUUUUUUGGGGGGGGUUAAGCAAUAGUAAGACAUGAAUACAGUAAUAACAUAACGUUUUUUGUUGUUGUUGCUUUCUAUAGUUCCUUGAAAGGGAGCUCGAGAACGACAGCUCAUCAGAAAUUAUUCUAGACAUUCUAAAGCAGGUAUUGCCUAACUGUCAAAGCAAUCCUUUUUUUUUACCACGUCACACCUAUUUAGUUCAAGAUAUAGAAACAAUACAUUGGAUUUCCCAGUUGGAAACCACACUAACAAUGACUAUUCUCACUGGUUUACAGACAUGCCUUCAUCCAAUGUGCUGUAAACAUCCUCCCUCAGUUAGAUACAGGAGACUGUUUCUGUCUCAGCUCAUCAAAAUGGUAGGUUAUUUUAUCUGAUAUGUUUUUGUCUGGGAUCAUUCUGUCAGAAAAUAGUGCACUAUCAUACAGUAACUGAUGCAUUUAUCAACUUGAAUGUUAAUUUUUUAAUUUUUAAUCACAAUUGAAAAAAACAUUCAAGUUGAUAAAAAGCCAAUUCUUACAAAUUGCACACUUUCACAUGAAUACAAUAAAAUACAACUUUAUUGUUAAUUUGUUGAAGCGAACAACAGUAAUGUGAUGCUUCUCUUCCCUGUGUGUGUGUGUGUGUGUGUGUGCGCAGCAUGAAGCCAGUGAGAGUGAGCCCCUGGAUGAGCUCUAUGAUGCACUGGGUGAAGUCCUGGGGGUAGAGGAGGGGACAGAGUGUUACAAGAGCUAUUUACUGGUACGACACACACACACAUUUCAAAACACCACACUGUAUUCAACAAAUACUGUAUUCUUCAUUUUUACAUUUUUGUCAUUUAGCAGACGCUCUUAUCCAGAGCGACUUCCAGUAGUGAGUGCAUACAUUUUUUCCUACUGGUCCCCCCGUGGGUAAUCGAACCCACAACCCUGCCGUUGCAAGCGCCAUGCUCUACCAGCUGAGCCACACGGGACCCUUAUUCUAUUCUUAUAAAUAAUUAAAUGAUUAUUAAAAUUCAAGAUUACUUUAAUGAAAUAUUAAUGUUAUAUUUACCAUGUGUGUGUGCGUGUGUGUGUGUGCGUGUGUGUGUGUAGCCGUGUGGAGAAGCAGUGAGUCUAUCAGAGAGUACAGCUGUGAUCUCUGAAGGAACUACAGGCCUGGUCACAUGGGAGGCUGCCCUCUAUCUAGCCGAAUGGGCUCUGGAGAACACACACAUCUUCACUGGCAGGUUGGUACACUAGUGUGUGUGUGUGUCAUUGUGUUGUGUCUACAACAACUCAUGCUGUUGUUACUACUCAUCACCUCAAUCUGGUGUGUGUGUCCUCUCCCUGUGUUGUGUGUGUCCUCUCCCUGUGUGUGUGUGUGUCCUCUCCCUGUGUGUGUGUGUGUCCUCUCCCUGUGUGUGUGUGUGUCCUCUCCCUGUGUGUGUGUCCUCUCCCUGUGUGUGUGUCCUCUCCCUGUGUGUGUCCUCUCCCUGUGUGUGUCCUCUCCCUGUGUGUGUGUGUCCUCUCCCUGUGUGUGUGUGCCCUCUCCCUGUGUGUGUGUCCUCUCCCUGUGUGUGUGUCCUCUCCCUGUGUGUGUCCUCUCUCCUGGUGUGUGUGUUUGUCCUCUCCCUGUGUGUGUGUGUCCUCUCCCUGUGUGUGUGUCCCUCUCCCUGUGUGUUGGUGUGUCCUCUCCCUGUGUGUGUGUGUCCUCUCCCUGUGUGUGUGUGUGUGUCCUCUCCCUGUGUGGUGUGUGUCCUCUCCCUGUGUGUGUGUGUCCUCUCCCUGUGUGUGUGUGUGUCCUCUCCCUGUGUGUGUGUGUCCCUCUCCCUGUGUGUGUGUCCUCUCCCUGUGUGUGUCCUCUCCCUGUGUGUGUGUCCUCUCCCUGUGUGUGUUGCCAUCUCCCUGUGUGUGGUGUGUCCCUCUCCCUGUGGUUGUCCUCUCCCUGUGUGUGUGUCCUCUCCCUGUGUGUGUGUGUCCUCUCCCUGUGUGUGUGUGUCCUCUCCCUGUGUGUGUGUGUCCUCUCCCUGUGUGUGUGUCCUCUCCCUGUGUGUGUGUGUGAGUCCUGUCCCUCCUCUCCCGUCCUACAGGACAGUCCUAGAGCUGGGCAGUGGGGUAGGGUUCACCGGUAUAGCAGUGUGUAGGUCCUGCAGUCCCUCCAGGUACGUGUUCAGUGACUGUCACCUCAGCGUUCUACAUAGACUGAGGGACAACGUCCAGCUCAAUGGGCUGGACAACCAGAACUCUCCCAGAGUGUCGGUGAGUGUGGAGGAUCUGGACUGGGAUGCGGUGACAGAGAAGCAGCUCAGAGAGAUCGGAGCCACCACGGUCAUCGCUGCA
This is a messenger RNA of Coregonus sp. 'balchen', 2501 nucleotides long. NCBI's taxonomy places the organism in Eukaryota, Metazoa, Chordata, Actinopteri, Salmoniformes, Salmonidae. The record is from the annotation of a GenBank genome assembly.